This is a messenger RNA of Oreochromis niloticus (Nile tilapia), 4116 nucleotides long. Its product is annotated as caspase-1-like. Gene Ontology annotation, biological process: proteolysis; regulation of inflammatory response. Gene Ontology annotation, cellular component: AIM2 inflammasome complex; IPAF inflammasome complex; NLRP3 inflammasome complex. The record is from RefSeq and is a predicted model, not a curated record. Bases 2074 to 3489 code for a protein of 471 amino acids. Gene Ontology annotation, molecular function: cysteine-type endopeptidase activity; protein binding. Lineage: Eukaryota; Metazoa; Chordata; Actinopteri; Cichliformes; Cichlidae. The transcript is spliced from 11 exons.
AUUAUACAAUAGAAAACUUUAAAUCUGAUGAACCAGCAAAGACAGACUCCACAUAGCUGCUGUAAACCAAGAAGAAAACACAUGGAGGAAACCUGACAGCAUUACUGUAUAUGUGUGAAACCAACAAGGCAAAACAAGCAAAGAGUAAAUAUCAAAUAUAUCAGGAAGUGGGGACAAGGAAAGUACUAGAAAUUCAGAGGAUUAGAUAGACGGGGAAGCAUCAGAAACAUGAGGAAAUACUAAAGAGAAGAAAAACAGAGGAGGAACUGUGAAUGUGACAACCUGAGAGAUUUGAACUAAAGACAUGCUGGAACAGUGGGGACGUGAUUUUCUCACUUUAUUGUUUUGUACAAGAAUAUUUAAGGAAUUCACACAGCUCAGUCAGACAGCAUGUGGUCAAUAUAAUGUCACUGGCCCAUGGUCAAUGAAGCUGAUGGAGGAAAUUAGAGAUGACCUGGAACCUGUGAUCAGAACCAGGUCCUGCAUUUUUAGCUUCUGAGCUUGAUACAAGCAGCAGAAAUUAACAGUUGGUCUUCUUUCUUUUAUAUUCAUAAUCUUUUGACAAACAAACAUUUGUGUUAGUUGAAAUUUGGCAACUCAAACUGGUGCUGCUUGAAAGCUAACUCUUGGUCUGGUUUAUGUCCUGAGUCCAACACACUGAUCAUGAAGAAGUUUUGGAUUUUUAAUGAAGGGCUUUCCCCUGACGCUGCUUCUUCAGGAAAUCAUCUAAUCUAUACUUAUUAUCUGUCCUAAUGCAACGUUUACCUGCAGGCCAGGUUUGACACAGCAUUGCUGAGCGGCCUCAUUCUUCUGCUGUGAGUCAGAAAGAAAAUGAUCUCUCAGUUCAAACUUUGACACUGGCAGUCCCAUCCUGAAGCAGGACACAAACAGCCUGAAACUGUGACCUACUCCAGUAUUUCAGGGUUCCUUCCAACUAAUGUUAGAUAGACUUUAAAAAGCACAAAACUUCCAUCCAACAACCAAACACAAGCCCAGGUUUGGUGCAAAAGUGCAAACAGACAGAACCCGUUCCAGGGAAACAACUCUCUUGUCCACCAGGAAAAAUCCCAACAUAAAGGCAUCAAGCUGGGGGAAACAGAUGUAUCCACCCUUGGGUUAUCGCCAGGGCCUCCAACUUUGGCUGCCACCUAACCCACAUUGCUCUGGUUGUCUGUGGUCCAUCCACUCACAGAGUGCCUGGCUGCAAAGCACGCUCUGUGGAGCCCCUCCCCUGGGCCUGGUCCAGCUUAGAGCCUCAGAAACCCCAUCCCACGUACCCAGACAUGGUCCACUGGUCAAUGCAGCAUGGAUGUCUUCUGAUUUAUUCUUAGUCUUACCCCUCACUCAGGACCAGUGUGCAUAUAGGGACCCUACCAGGGGCAAAUUACCAUUGAAAACAGAGCUCCUGGUAUCGUUUGGCAUCAUAUCCCUCCACCAUGAUAAGGUGGGGAUUCGUGGAGGAACAUUACAUCAAGUAGUUCCUGAAUUAUCUCUAAACAUGUUCAUGAGUUAAUCAGUGAAGAAGCAAACAUAUCACCUGUGUAAAGGAAAGUGAGCCUCAUUCCUGUGUUUGUUCUGGCAUAUUGUGAAACCAGUUCAGUGAGUUUCUUUUCAGGACACUGGAAACCUCCCAAACAGCCAAAGCAAAACCAGUUUGGUCCAAAGAAUUCAGCCUUCACGUUAUCUUCAAGAAAAACAAUUCUAACUAGAUUCCAGCUUAGUAUAAAAGAGGACCCAGUCAGUCAGUCAGUCAGUCAGUCAGUCAGUCAGUCAGUCAGUCAGCAGGUGUCUCCAGUUCAGGUAAAGUUGAGUCCUUCUCUUCUGAGCAGUCUGAGCUCUUUAAUCAGAGGACAACCAGGACUCAGCAUCUCUGCUGUUUUUCAUGGUGGCUAGAAGCUGGAAAUAUGUAACAUCUGAAUUCGGUCGGUUAAAUCCACAAAGAGCAGCUUCAGCUGAUCACAGCCUGGAUACAAAGAAACACUGAGUGGAGCUACAGUGUCUCAUUUCCAAGUCCCCCACGCUGCCCCACUGCACCUGGGCUUACAGUUUCCCCACCUGCCAAAUCUCACGUUAAUGCCUGAGUCAAAGAUGGAGACGUGGACAGACAGUCGGGGUAAAAAAAUUUACCCAGUGACUCAACAAUCGCAGUCAAAUCGCAUCGCCCUGCUGAUCAAUACUGAAACGUUUACUACAAGUUUAUACAAAUGUAGAGCUGCGAAAGAUGAGAAAGUCAUGCAAAAUCUACUUCAAACUCUUGGAUAUGAGGUAGUGAGAUGUGGGGACAUUACUGCAAAGAUGAUCGAUAAACCUCUGAAAGAAUUUUCUGAACACCCAAAACUGGCCCUCACAGACAGUGUGUUUGUGACUUUGGUGUGUUAUGGAGGCACGGGAACUGAGGAGUUUGAAAUUGACCAAAUCUUUCAGCUCUUAAACACAAAGAACUGUCCUGCACUGAAGGACAAACCAAAGAUCAUCAUUAUUCACGCCUGCAGAGGAGUGGGGGAGGAAUCGGCGGAUUUACUUGAUAGAAAACAAUUUGUGCCCACAGACGACAUCGAAUCUCUGUCAGUGAACUCUGUCAAAGGUCCUCGGGCACAGAAUGAAAAGGAUUUCAUCAUUUUUCAUUCCAGCACCACUUGCACAGGUUCAUACAAACAUGAAACAUACGGUUCGGCCUUUAUCCAACAUAUCUUUGAGGCUGUCAGGAAGCACUGCCUUACAGAUGACAUUGAGGAAAUAUUCAGAAUGGUCAUGCAAAGCUUUGAAGAAUUCCCAUCUGAACAGAUGCCAACCAAAGAGAGAGACACUCUGACAAAGCGCUUCUACCUGUUUCAAAAUGCACCUGAAGAAGUGAAGCAGUGGUCUGCAGGAAAGGAGUCUCUAAACAGGGUGGAGCCUGAUGGCGUCCGACGGGUGAGCUCGGGUCUGAAGAAGUAUUCCUAUCAACUCACAAUCGACCCAAACACAGUAUACAAAUGGAUCCACCUGUCUGACAACAACAGAAAGGUAAUGCGUUUGAAUGCACAGCAGCCAUAUCCUGAUCAUCCAGAGAGAUUUGACCGCCCUCAGCUGCUGUGCACAAAUGGGCUGACUGGUCAUUGUUACUGGGAGGUUGAGUGGAGUGGAUAUGUUUCUAUAGCAGUGAGCUACAAAGGAAUCAAGAGGAGAGGACACAGUGAUGACUGCUUGUUUGGACUGAACAGUCAGUCCUGGAGUCUGGACUGCUCUUACUCUUACUCUGUCUUGCAUAAUAACACAGAAACCUUCAUCCCCAACGACGUUAUCUCUAACAGAGUAGCAGUGUAUGUGGACCAUCCUGCUGGCACUCUGUCCUUCUACAGUAUCUUCUUGGACUCUCUGAUCCACCUCCACACCUUCAACACCACAUUCACUGAACCUCUGUAUCCUGGAUUUGGAGUCUGGUCUCAUAAUUCCUCAGUGAGAAUAAUGAAGCCAGUCCAUGUACACUGCUAUCCUCCAACAGAGUAGCAGUGUAUGUGGACCAUCCUGCUGGCACAGCUUUUCCUCUGACACUCCGAUCCAUCUCUGAUGCAAACAACCUCUGUAUCCUGGAUCUGAAGCUUGGUUUCAUAAUUCUUCAGUGAGUCUGUGCUUAGUUCAGUAUAAAAACUCUCCUCUGAAAAGCACUGCUAAAUAGACCUUUCAGUCUGCACUCAAAAACACUUUCAGAUUCAUGGAUUCAAUGAUUUAAUGUUUUAAACUGCUCUAAAUGAUUCCUUCUUCAUUUCAAUCCGUUGAAGAUUGAAGCUUCCAGCAACCGUAGAGUGUGAGCCAGGGUACAACCUGGACAGGUCACAAAUCUGAUACAGGGCUAACAUUAACUUUAUUCCACUAACUGCAUGUCUUUGGACUGUGAGAGGAAGCUGGAGCACGCAGAGAGAAUCCAAAUAAACAAGGUGAGAACAUACAAACUCCACACAUGAAGGUGAAGGUGAACUCAGGACCUUGUUGCUGUGAGGUAACGGUGCUAACCACUGCACCAAAGCUCUUCUGACAUUGGUCUGAGAAAAUAUUUUGCACUGCUGAUCAGAAAGAGAAAUCCCUGCUUGAACAAUGUUCUUUGUGUGAUAAAGACUAAAUAUAUAUUGAUAUUCA